This is a messenger RNA of Chilo suppressalis (striped riceborer), 2973 nucleotides long. The record is from the annotation of a GenBank genome assembly. NCBI's taxonomy places the organism in Eukaryota, Metazoa, Arthropoda, Insecta, Lepidoptera, Crambidae.
AGAGUGAAAUCUGAGGCGACUCUAGUGUUAAGUUCAUUUUUCACCAAAACAAAUUUUUGUUCAUAGCCACACCUGUGGCGGAACACUCAUCGACAGAAGCAAGCAGGAGAGGCACAUCAGACCGACCGACGAGCCGCGUGCCGUUGGAAACGCAUAACAAACCAGUGAUUUGGUGUCAGUAGUCCGCACCCGCCGACAUCACCCGCCGCCCGCCCGCAUAGGAUGGUAGAAACUGACCCCGGGCCCAAGAAACCUCACAAUUGUGAUGUAAAAAGGGACCUCCAGUUGAACGGGCCAAGCACCAAAGCAGCUGAACUUGGUGUCAUUCCUUCAUUAAAAACAUCAGCCAAAGGAGACCCAGAGAAGGGAGGCUCAGAGAAAGCUGACUUCGAAAGGGCUAUCGAAUUAACAGGAUAUGGAAGGUUCCACUACCUGCUGCUGGCAGUAUGCGGCCUCGUCAGCACCUCGGAGGAGAUGGACGUCAUCUCGAUGUCCUUCAUCCUGCCUUCGGCGCAGUGCGACCUAGAUCUCUCCACUCAGACUAAAGGAUGGCUGAACAGCAUAAUCUUCAUCGGCAUGAUGGUGGGCGCGUACGCGUGGGGUUCGGUGGCGGACUCCCUGGGCCGCAAGCGGGUGCUCAUUGCCAUCUCCGUAAUCAACGCGCUCGCCAUCGUUGCUUCCUCCUUCAGCCAGAACUACGAGCUGUUCAUGCUGUUUCGCUUCAUUAACGGUGCCGCACUUGGUGGUUCAGGUCCAGUCAUCUGGUCUUAUUUCGCCGAAUUCCAGCCUAAAAAGAAGCGAGGUGCUAUGUUGAGCUUCAUGGCUGCUUUCUGGACACUCGGGAAUUUGUUCGUCGCUGGUUUGGCUUGGGUCAUCAUUCCUAGCGAAAUCGGAGGUACCACUGGAACUUUCGUUUACAACUCGUGGCGUAUCUUCUUGCUCGUGAUGUCACUGCCUUCCUUCAUUGUGGCAGCUCUGCUGUUCCUACUUCCCGAAUCACCCAAGUUCCUUAUCACCAGCGGCCGCCACGAAGAGGCCAUGGAAGUAUUCCGUAGCAUCUACCUCAUGAACACUGGACGUAGCAAGGACGAGUACCCAGUCAAGCAAAUCCUAGUCGACGAUAUCGUGCACACACACAAGUCCGCGAAGCAAAUCGAAGCAAAGAAAGAGCCUGCAGAACCGAAGUCCAAGAUAAGACGAAUGUUUAGCGACAUCGUCGAACACAGCAAACAGCUGUUUGUGCCACCUAUACUCAAGUUCACUAUGAUAUCUAUCACGAUCAACUUUACGUUCCAUAUCGGGUACUACGGCCUCAUGAUGUGGUUCCCAGAGAUGUUCAACAGGUUCGACGAGUGGUCGCGCACGCACGACAACGCCGAGGCGGACAUCUGCCAGGUGACGCGCUACGUGACGCAGCAGGGCACGCACUCCGCCAGCGCGCAGUGCGACUCGCACAUACACUCCGACGUAUUCAUGGAGUCGCUCAUCACCGUCGCCGCGGCCAUACCUUCCAACAUAUUCGCCGUGCUCGGCAUGGACAGACUGGGAAGGAAAUUCUUCUUGGUGUUCGCUACAUUCUCGGCGGGUCUGUGUUCCGCGGCCAUGUACUUCGUGUACAACAAGACCAACAACCUCAUCGUGAGCGCCAUCUUUAGCUCCGUCAUCUCGUGCGGCAACGCCUCCCUUGACUGCCUCAUCACUGAAGUCUUCCCUACCAACUUGCGCGCUACGGGCGUGGCCGUGUCCAUGGUGGCCGCUCGGCUGGGCGGCAUCAUCGGCAACGUAGUGAUCGCCGCACUGCUGGACACGUACUGCCCCGCGCCCACAUUCAUCGUGGCCGUGCUGCUCGCCAGCGGCGGCCUCAUGUGCCUCUUCCUGCCCAACACCACGCGCCAGGCGCUCCAGUAGCGCUGCACAUAUCCUGACACAGGAAUGCAGCUUAACAAACUUGCAGCCUGCGCGCCUUUUAGCGAUCGGUGGCGACGGAACUUUGUUAGACACUUACAAGUUUUUAAACAUUGUUUAAAGUUAGACCUUGUUUAAAAAUAAUGCCGUCUCUAUCUGCUUUUAUAAACAAAAAUGAGACAACCUUAGUUUUAAACAGUCUUUAAUUUUAAACAGUGUUUAAGAAAUUUUGUAGUAACACCGUCAGUGAUUCCCUUUGUUCCCAUCUAUACUGUUUAUGGUGCGCCUGGUGCUUUAUGUAACUUAUUAAGUUCAAUGCCUUAUUAUAACUAAUAGUAAGGUAUUCGAUUCUCUUUUCGCAGGUACUGAAUACUUAAGAGCAUUUACCGCUCUAAGACUGAAUAUUAUCAAUAUAAACAAGUAAGGUUUAAUACUGGUAAAUAUUAUAUGGAAUGGAAUCAAACUAUUUUUGUCGAUUUAUUAGCAAUUAUGAUGGGAACAAAGGAGCGAUUCCAUCUUAUGGAGAAAAUUAAUUCCGCCACCGACCGAUCGCAAUUGUUACCAUCGAACGUUAUCACCGAUGUAUGUGACUGCUUUUUCAAUGUACGAUGUUUUCUAAGAAUGAGCUAUAAUUUACCAUAAGUAGGACUGUUGUGGGUUGUUAAGUACCUACGUUUCAUUGAACAUCGAGUACGAGAAACGUAGUUUCACGCAUCUUUUGUUAGAAGUAUUAUAGAUUAAGCGUCGAUCAUUAUUUUGUUGUAUAUUGCAACUAUUUUCAUAUUACGAAUUUAUAAAUUAGAAUUGUUACCGUAGUUUGUAGUGUAGCUUGUAGUGAAUAGAUAAAACUGUGAGUUGUGAUAAGAUCAAGGAAUACUGAUCACCAUAAAGAGAUCUAGCCUAUUAAGAGAACUACCUUAACGAAUGUAAUAAAUUAUUAGAUUUGUCAAACCAAUCAGAAAGUCAUUGUAUAUAUUGCGAUUUUAUGAAUAAUUUCAAUUUGAUAAUUCAGAUUGCAUAUCCAUAAGUACAAAAUAUGUUGCACCAUUUGAAAGUAAAUCCUUAAUA